AAAAUCGGCAUACCAUAAUUGACAAUGACCAGACCCGCUAGUACGAGAAAUUAAUACUUACGCCGAGACAGUGAAAGUGGGACCAACAUGAACUGAGGGAGAGCUUUGCCACCAUUGUCUCUUCUUCAACUUCUUCUUAUUUAAACUUCCACCUUCCAUGUGCCCUUUCAGAUCUUUCACCACCAACACUGACCCUUUAACAUCAUCAGUGUAGUUUGUGUUUUGCUAGGUUUCUUUCUCCGUUGAUUUCAAUGGCGGAUUCCAAGAAAUGGGUCGUGAUGGCCACCGCUCAAACACCCACCAACAUAGCCGUUAUCAAGUAUUGGGGCAAGAGAGACGAAACCCUCAUUUUGCCCGUUAAUGAUAGUAUCAGUGUCACGCUUGAUCCCAGUCACCUCUGUACCACCACUACAGUUGCUGUGAGUCCCGGUUUUGAGCAGGAUCGGAUGUGGCUCAAUGGAAAGGAAAUUUCUCUUUCUGGAGGGAGAUUUCAAAGUUGUUUGAGGGAAAUUCGUAGUCGGGCAUGUGAUGUCGAGGAUAAGGAAAAAGGUAUCAAGAUAGAGAAGAAGGAUUGGGAAAAACUGCAUGUGCAUAUCGCUUCAUAUAACAAUUUCCCUACUGCUGCUGGAUUGGCUUCCUCUGCGGCUGGUCUUGCUUGUCUUGUUUUUUCCCUUGCUAAGCUGAUGAAUUUGAAAGAAAAUCCGAGCCAGCUUUCUGCUAUAGCCAGGCAAGGUUCAGGCAGUGCUUGUCGUAGUCUGUUCGGUGGAUUCGUCAAGUGGAUUAUGGGCAAAGAUGAAAAUGGAAGUGACAGCCUUGCAGUUCAACUUGUAGAAGAGGAGCACUGGAAUGAGCUUGUUAUUAUUAUUGCUGUGGUGAGUGCACGGCAGAAGGAAACAAGUAGCACCUCAGGAAUGCGCGAGAGUGUUGAAACAAGUUUGCUGUUACAGCAUAGAGCAAAGGAAAUUGUACCGAAACGCAUAGUAAAAAUGGAAGAGGCCAUAAAAAAUCGCGAUUUUUCAUCUUUUGCACAGUUGACCUGUGCUGAUAGUAAUCAGUUUCAUGCUGUUUGCUUGGAUACAAGUCCCCCUAUUUUCUACAUGAAUGACACAUCCCACAGGAUCAUUAGCUAUGUUGAAAAAUGGAACCGUUCAGAAGGAUCACCUCAGGUGGCUUAUACUUUCGAUGCUGGGCCGAAUGCAGUUCUGAUUGCAAGAAAUAGACAGGUUGCAGCCCAAUUGCUCCAGAGGCUGCUUUUCUUCUUCCCUCCAAAUUCAGAUACAGACCUGAACAGUUAUGUGCUAGGUGAUAAGUCAAUUCUACAUGAUGCCGGCAUUGGGGAUCUGAAGGAUGUGGAAGCAUUGCAAUGCCCGCCAGAAAUAACUAAUGUACCGGCCCAGAAAUACACAGGCGAAAUCAAUAACUUUAUCUGCACAAAACCUGGAAGAGGUCCCGUUUUGCUUUCUGAUGAAAGCAAGGCUCUUCUCAACCUUGAAACUGGGCUGCCAAAGUGAGCUUGGGAGUAGAUUAUUCUUUCAUGCUUUAUCUGUUCUCUUCUUGGCCGAAUCAGAUAUAGCUAUGAACCAGAAACACAUAAUUGAAAUGCAAUUUGCAAUGUACCAGAGAUUACUGCAAAGUGAUUCU
Molecule: messenger RNA, 1641 nt
Organism: Pistacia vera
Lineage: Eukaryota; Viridiplantae; Streptophyta; Magnoliopsida; Sapindales; Anacardiaceae
Product: diphosphomevalonate decarboxylase 2-like
Exons: 10
Coding region: 252-1511 (419 amino acids)
Biological process (GO): isoprenoid biosynthetic process; isopentenyl diphosphate biosynthetic process, mevalonate pathway
Cellular component (GO): cytosol
Molecular function (GO): ATP binding; diphosphomevalonate decarboxylase activity
Source: RefSeq, a predicted model, not a curated record